ACCUAACAAAUCUAACUUAAUAUUUUACUUUAAUUUAACCGUAGAUUAUACUUUGUCAUUAUGGUUGGAAAAUAUUGUCAUAUCUUUUGGGAGGCAAAUAUAAUUUUCAUCGUUUCAAUAUUUUUUAAUCAUUUUCAUCCUAAACGAAACAUAAUCACCUAACCUAUUAGUAAUUGCGAUAAUGAUAAUUUUAUACCUUGUUCUGUAGAAGGGCAGGAAAUAGAUAUCAUAGGUUAUCUAGAUAACAUACAAUUACGAGUGAACUUUAGGUCGAGUGUUGAUAAGUUAUCAUUCACUCUUACGAUUGAGUCACCUUGCUAAUGACAUUCAUGUAAAGAACCCAUAGCUAAUAACACGUCGAUAUUAACAUACGUUUUUAUAUAAAUAAUUUAUGUGGAUCGCGGAGUAGAAACAAGAAAAAAUCAUGAUCAAUAAAUUAGCAUUGGUCACUGGCUCAAAUCAGGGCAUUGGAUUCGCCAUAGUGGAGGAAUUAUUAAAAAGAGGAGUCAAAAAUGUCUACGUCACAGCGAGGAACGAGCACCGAGGUAGAGACGCCGCAGAUAAGCUUAAAGCCAAAGGCCUGAACCCUCAAUUUCACCCGUUAGAAGUAACUAAUACAAACAGCGUAAGAAGAUGUGCGGAAUACAUAAAAAUGAAACACGGGGGAUUGGACAUCUUAAUCAAUAAUGCUGGCGUCAUAACAGAAAGCUGGGAAAACACCACAUACGAUGACGCAGUACGAGUAAUCAAUACAAAUUACCACGCUAUUCUAACGGUCCAGGAGCAUUUCUUCCCGAUCCUUAACCAGAAUGCGAGAGUUAUAAACAUCGCUAGCGACUGCGGGCACAUUUCUAAUCUCAAAAAUAAGGACUGGAUCGCCAGACUGACGAAGAAGGACGUUCAAAAAUCAGACAUCGAUGCAUUUAUUGAAUGGUUCUUGAAUUCCGUGAAGAAUGAAACGUGGAAACCCGAGGAUUUCUUCCAAACGCAGUUACUAGCAUACAAGAUUUCCAAGAUAGCGCUAUGCGCGUUGACUGUGGUGCAACAGAGAGAGGUUGACAGAAAUAUUUCCAUUAACUCUCUGCACCCUGGAUUCGUUCAGACGUCGAUGACCACUGGUAGUGGAGUGUUCACACUGGAAGAGUCGAGCAAAGCCCCGGUGUAUUUAGCUCUGGAUGUUGAUCAGUCGGUGAAGGGGCAAUACUUCUGGUACGACAAGGAGCCAAAGGAUUGGCGUAACCCGAACUCGCCGUUAUAUUGUGAUUAUGAAGUGCUUAAGAAUUAUUUGUAAUAUUGUGUGAUGAAGUGUUAUAUUUAAUAUAAUAAGCAGGUAAAUAUACAAAUGUACAUCACGCAGUCGGUGAAGGGGCAAUACUUCUGGUACGACAAGGAGCCAAAGGAUUGGCGUAACCCGAACUUGCCGUUAUAUUGUGAUUAUGAAGUGCUUAAGAAAUAUUUGUAAUAUUGUGUGAUGAAGUGUUAUAUUUAAUAUAAUAAGCAGGUAAAUAUACAAAUGUACAUCACGUUGCUAAGUUGAUGUCAUAUUUAUUAUUAAAAUUAAAAGUAAAUAAUUAUAAAUUA
This is a messenger RNA of Cydia fagiglandana, 1581 nucleotides long. Its product is annotated as carbonyl reductase [NADPH] 3-like. The transcript is spliced from 2 exons. Gene Ontology annotation, molecular function: oxidoreductase activity. The record is from RefSeq and is a predicted model, not a curated record. The coding region runs from base 425 to 1291 and encodes 288 amino acids. NCBI's taxonomy places the organism in Eukaryota, Metazoa, Arthropoda, Insecta, Lepidoptera, Tortricidae.